AUGACCAAUGGUGCAGAAUUAAGAAAACAUGCAUUAAAUUCAGAAGAAAUUUCACCCUUCUUUUCAUGUGAAAAUGUAAAACUAGCUAAAUAUUAUGAAAUGAAUAUUCAUGUAAAGUUCUAUGAAUUUAUUAAUGAUAUUGCACUGCUUCCGAAAGAGAGUUUUGAUAUUUGCCAAAGUGUGAAACGUUGGGAGAGAAUUAUGAAUAGUUCGUGCACUGAAUUGUUGUGUGAUCGGUCGCAGAUGAUGUUGAAUAAUGGAAUUGGUUCUUUGAAUGAUUUUAUUUACAAUUCAACGAAUGGAGAGACCAUGUUAACUGAUUGGAUUAAUGCAUGUCAAUAUUGUGGAGAGGAAUCGAGGAAUUACAAGAGGAGAAUCUUGGAAGGUACAUGCCAGCCGAGAGAUUCAAUUGCUAGAGAAAUGAUUCUUGGAUUUCCAAGAUCAAUACUCUAUUGUGGAUAUACAAUCUUUGGAUUUCCCAUUUUGGUUAAUAAUAGUCAAAUUGUGAAGAGUUCUUUAUUGGGAACCUAUUCCUAUAUAUGCUCGUGUGUGGAGAGCAAAUCGUUUGGACCCAAAUGCACAUUUGGAAUGAAUGAUAUGAUUGCAAAUUUAAUAACGAGAAUUGGUGUGACAUUUACACAUUUCAUUCUCUCUGUAAUUAUCUUUUUUGCAGGUUUUAUUCCAAAAUUAGGAAAAGUUGUCAAAACUAAAAGGUUUGCUAAUUUGAUUCCAACCUCUUGUGUUGUGAUUGGAUUUCUAUUUCAGAUAAUAGCAAGUGUGCAGAUUCUGGCAUCAGAUUCUUAUUCUAAGACUACCUUGAUUUUUGCAGCUCUUUCUAAUAUUAUUUCUAUAUUCGGUUUAUUUGCUUGGAUUUUCGGCUUGUAUAGAAUUGUUGAGUUAGCGAGAGCUCGUAAAAUAACUAUUUCAGUAAGAGUUUGCUACAUUUUCCUAGGUUUACUCUUUUUUACAGUUGGAAUAAUUUCACCAAUAGUUGCCUCUGUUGCAUUUCCAAAUGACAUGGGACAAUUUCAAAUGUUCUAUUACAUUUACUUGUCAGUUUUUUCAUUUGCGGCCUUGUGUGUAUUUAUUUGUGCCUCACUUUAUACUCAUCGAGUAAUGAAACAAUUAUCAGAUAUUAACCUAGUGCAAACAAAUCAUGUUAGAUUUAUCAUUUUCUCAUCAGUAAUUCUAUUUGCCAUUUCCUUGUCCUAUGCUGUGUUGGCAUUGUCCCAACCAACUUUUAUUGGACCUGGUAUUUUGACUUUCAUCUCAUUAUCAACCUAUUUGAGUAGUACUUUGCUUGGAAUUGGGGUGGCCUUUAUGGAAUUUGAUAAGGAAGAAUUUUUAACACUUUACAAAUGUUUCAAUAAGGAAAAGUCAACAAAUUCCUGUGAGACGUCAACACUCACCACAUCUCUGAAUCAACAAACAUCGGAAGAGAAUAAUACUUCAUCCUAUGAACCAUUCGAAUGA
This is a messenger RNA of Naegleria gruberi, 1473 nucleotides long. RefSeq lists its product as uncharacterized. The record is from RefSeq and is a predicted model, not a curated record. NCBI's taxonomy places the organism in Eukaryota, Heterolobosea, Eutetramitea, Acrasida, Naegleriidae. The transcript is spliced from 3 exons. Bases 1 to 1473 code for a protein of 490 amino acids.